This is a messenger RNA of Hansenula anomala, 1593 nucleotides long. It is a transcript of the gene APL5, whose product is annotated as Apl5p. The annotation marks the transcript as partial. Lineage: Eukaryota; Fungi; Ascomycota; Saccharomycetes; Phaffomycetales; Wickerhamomycetaceae. The record is from RefSeq and is a predicted model, not a curated record. The transcript has a single exon. Gene Ontology annotation, biological process: Golgi to vacuole transport; protein targeting to vacuole. Gene Ontology annotation, cellular component: endosome membrane; AP-3 adaptor complex; membrane coat.
AUGUCCAGCCAGACAAAGAACGAAGUAAAGGCCAGACUCAGACCUUUUGGCAUUGUGUUUGAGAAAAGUCUCAGUGAUUUGAUCAAAGGAAUCAGAGCUAAUAAAGAUCCAGAGGCACAGGCAAAAUUCUUACAAAAUGCCAUUCAAGAAUGUAGAAAAGAGGUCAGGUCAUCAGACAUGGAAUUGAAAACUAUGGCGGUUUUGAAAUUGGCCUAUUUGGAAAUGUAUGGGUUUGAUAUGUCAUGGGCAAAUUUCCAUGUUUUGGAAGUUAUGAGUUCUUCAAAAUUUCAACAAAAAAGAGUGGGUUAUCUUGCAGCUUUUCAAGGUUUUAGAAAUGAUAAUGAUGUUUUAAUGUUGACUACAAAUCUUUUAAAGAAGGAUUUGAAUUCUUCCAAAAGUGUUGAAGUUGGUGUUGCAUUGAGUGGAAUAUCAUCGAUUGUCACAACUCCAUUAGCUUCUGAUAUAACGGAUGAUGUUAUUAAAAUGUUGAAUCAUUCAAAGCCAUACAUUAGAAAGAAGGCUAUUUUAACAAUGUACAAAGUGUUUUUGAAAUACCCUGAAGCUAUAAGAACUCAUUUACCAAGAAUAUUUGAUAAAUUGGAUGAUGAAGAUAAAUCUGUUGUUACCGCUACUGUUACUGUUAUUUGUGAAUUAUCUAAAAAGACACCAAAAAUACUCGUGAACUUGGCACCUCAAUUAUAUGAGCUCCUAAGCACUUCAAACAAUAAUUGGAUGUUGAUUAGAUUGUUAAAACUGUUUUCCUCAUUGACCACAGUGGAACCUCGUUUGAAAAAUAAAUUGUUGGACCCAGUGUUGGAAUUAAUGACAAAGACAAAGGCAAGUUCUUUGAUUUAUGAAUGUAUUAAUUGUUUGGUCACUGGUGAUAUGAUCUCAGAAGAUGAUCAUCAUAUUGCCAACAUUUGUUUGGAAGAACUGGUUGAAUUUUUCAAGGAAAGAGACCAAAACCUGAAAUAUGUUGGAUUAUUGGCUUUUUUCAAGAUUGGUGAAAUCAACUCAGACUUCAUUAGUUCUUAUAGUGAGCAUAUCUUGAACUUCUUGGUUGAUGAUGACUUGACAAUCAGAGAAAAAGCAUUAGAUAUCGUUGAUGGUAUUGUUGAUGAUGAAAAUUUGUUUGAGAUUGUAAAAUUGUUGAUGAUACAAUUAGUACCACAAGAGGAACAAAAUGAAGAGGAUAAUAAACAUGAAGAUGAACAUGGUGAUUUGAGCGCAUUGCUAAACCCAACAACCACAGCACCUGUUUUAUCUGAUCAAUAUAAGACAAACAUUGUCAAGAAAAUAUUGGAAUUUUCUUCAAAAGAUAAUUAUGCAAAUAUCCCUUCAUUUGAAUGGUAUAUUGCUGUUUUGACUGAUUUAAUUGACCUUUCUGUUACAAACAAUCUACUCACUGGUGGGGUGAUUGGUGAACAAAUUAGGGAUAUUGCAAUCAGAGUUCCAAGUGUUCGUAAACUGGUAGUUUCCACUUCAGUCAAGAUUAUUACAAAUGAAAGCAUAUUAACUAAAUUACCUCAAGUCUUACAACAAGUUAUAUGGGUUGCAGGUGAAUACUCAAAUUUCAUUAAAAAUGGUGAUGAU